Molecule: messenger RNA, 2913 nt
Organism: Pimephales promelas (fathead minnow)
Lineage: Eukaryota; Metazoa; Chordata; Actinopteri; Cypriniformes; Leuciscidae
Gene: gja8a
Product: gap junction protein alpha 8 paralog a
Biological process (GO): cell-cell signaling; gap junction-mediated intercellular transport
Cellular component (GO): connexin complex
Molecular function (GO): gap junction channel activity
Source: RefSeq, a predicted model, not a curated record
UUACUUUUUAGCGUGUGCUCUUGGUUUGGGCCUGUGGAUGGUGUCCUGUCCCUCUGGCCCCUCUGGCUGCGGGUCUGUUGAUCCUAUUGUCUUUUGCAUCAACACUCGUGGUCUGGUGCAUAAAGGGCAUCUAGUUAGCAGCUUAAACUCUACGGCAGGCAUGAAAAGCAGCCAUCAUAGCCCAUUCGCUCACAUCUGCUCAGUGGUGCGACAAGGACGAGGACUGAGUUUGGGUGACUGGGGGACAGGAGUUCAAUUCGCCCCACAGGGCACCAGGAGCAACGGACAGAACUGGACUGCAUUGAAUCCACCACUGCAAAGCUAAUAUACAACCAUGGGAGACUGGAGCUUCUUGGGUAAUAUCUUGGAGGAAGUAAACGAGCACUCCACUGUGAUUGGCCGUGUUUGGCUCACGGUGCUGUUCAUUUUCCGCAUCUUAAUUCUGGGCACGGCUGCCGAGUUUGUCUGGGGAGACGAGCAGUCUGAUUACAUAUGUAACACUAAGCAGCCAGGUUGUGAGAACGUGUGUUACGACGAGGCCUUUCCGAUCUCUCACAUCCGUCUAUGGGUGUUACAGAUCAUUUUUGUAUCCACACCUUCGCUUGUAUACGUCGGCCAUGCUGUCCAUUACAUUCACAUGGAGGAGAAGCGCAAGGAGCGUGAAGAAGCUGAGGUUAGCCACCAACAGGAAAUAGGUGAGGAGCGUCUUCCCCUAGCGACAGAUCAGGGAAGUGUUCGCACCACCAAGGAGACCAGCACGAAGAGUAGCAAAAAGUUCAGACUCGAGGGAACCUUGCUUUGCACCUAUAUCUGCCACAUCAUCUUCAAAGCUCUGUUUGAAGUAGGCUUUGUAGUCGGACAAUACUUCCUCUACGGGUUCCGCAUCCUGCCACUGUACCAGUGCAGUCGUUGGCCGUGCCCCAACACGGUGGACUGCUACGUCUCCCGGCCCACCGAAAAGACUAUCUUCAUCAUUUUUAUGCUGGCAGUUGCUUGCGUUUCCUUGUUCCUCAACUUUGUGGAGAUAAGCCACCUUGGCUUGAAGAAGAUCCGUUUUGUGUUUCAUCGACCAGCUCCUGCUCAGUUGGAACCUCUCGGACCACCGGAAAGAAGCUUACCGUUUCUCUUGAACACCCCUGUCCAAAAACGCAAAGGCUAUAGGCAUCUUGAAGAGGAGAAGGUAGACGAGGUUGCACACAUAUAUCCACUAGCUGAGGUCGGUAUGGAAGAGGGACAGUUCGUCUCACCUCAACUGGAGAAGGAGCAGAAAAGGAGUCAGGAGGCCGUUAUGCCAACAGCUCCACCUGUAGAGGAGACAAUCAUUUGUGAUGAGACUCGACCUUCCUUCAUUCAGGUCACAGAGACACUAUCUGAGCUCCCAGAGGAGCUACUUCGGGAAGGAGAUGAGGUAGACAGCUUAAGGACUCAGACAGCUUUACCAGAAGUACUGGAGGAGCAAUCAGAGGGAGAGAGUGUGGAGGAAACAUAUUUGAUAUCACUUGAGGAGAGUCUGGAUAUAGAUCUAAGAGAACUGGCCAGUAGAGAGGCAACUGAGGAAAAGUCUGUGAAAAAGAAUUUGGUAGAUGCUGAGCCAACACAAGAGGAAAAAUUUUCAGGAGCUGAAGAGAAUGAAAUCUCACAGGAAUUUAGGGGAAAGGAGGAUAACACCUAUAAGGACAAGGGGUUAAGAGAAGAAGAGGGUUUACCUGAUGUGGUAGAGGAAGGGACAGAAAUUGGGGUGCUUGGUGAAGAGAGAGAACUUUGUGAGAUUGAGCCUUUUGUAAAUGAGGACAUUUUAGAGGAGGUAAAAACUUUAGAUGAUGAGAAGAUUGCUGGAGAUUUGGGGGAACAAAAGUCUGAGGCUUUAGGGGAGGUUGUAGGGUCAAAUGUAUCUGACAUAGAGCCCAUUGGGAAAGAAGUGGAUUUGGGAAAGGACAACGCUCAGGGGAACGUAGAAGAUACAGGAGUGGGUACUUUAGAAGAUGUAAAUAAUAUAGGAACGGGUGGUGCUCUAGAGGAUUUAGUGGAUGCAGGAAGAAGUUGUGGUCUAGAUGAUGUAAGGAUGGGUAAGGAUGAAGUUUUAGAAAAUCUAAAUGAGAAUAGACCUAUUGAGACUGCAUUUAAUACUGUUGAGGAAGUUUUAGAUAAAGCUCUAGGACUGUCAGUUGACUCUGUGCAGGUGAAAACUUUGGGGAAGGAUGGGGUAUCAUUAGAGAUAGAGGAUCCAGAGGAGUUGAAAGGCUCUAGGGAGUGGGAUGAGAAAGAAGAAGAAUCUGUGGGAACUGGAGGCCCUGAGAAAGAGUGUUCUGAAAAAUCAAAAGCCUUGGAGGCCAUUGAGGAGGUGAUGGAUGUUCCACUUGUAGCUCUGGAAUUAGAGACAACAGAGGAAGCAAGAUCAUUAAGUCGUCUUAGCAAAGGGAGCAGCAGAGCCAGGUCGGAUGAUCUAACUAUAUGACUGACCAAACAGAAACUCAAUCAAAUUCUUUGAUUCCAAAUAGUGCCACAUCAUCAGGCGGACAAGCAUACAUGCAUGUUUUCUGGAUCAGGACUAUUUAAAAUCCGAUCCCAAAUGAUGCUCCCCUUUAUACUGAUAAAGGCAGCUAUUUUCAUGCAUAAGAAUUUGUAAUAUUUUAAAAAAAAUAUGUAUUUCCCAAAAUUAAGCCCCAUAGCACCCCUCUGUGGUACCCCAGAUCCAAGUUAAUCUUAAAAGCAAUGCAAAAGAAACUGAAAAAAAAAAUCAUAUAAUUAUCUUAUAAGGUAAAAAUAUAAACAUUAGCCACUUUCUAAAAAGUAGCUAAUUUCUCGCUGUGAAAAGUGUUAGACAUAUUUUCCUAACACAACUUUAAUUCUUUUUUUUAAAUGUCAAACAUUUAUGUUUUGAAGCUAGAAAGGUUUAGGAAUAUGAGCAAAACA